Messenger RNA from Ostrinia nubilalis (European corn borer), 1494 nucleotides. RefSeq lists its product as uncharacterized. The record is from RefSeq and is a predicted model, not a curated record. Lineage: Eukaryota; Metazoa; Arthropoda; Insecta; Lepidoptera; Crambidae. The coding region runs from base 162 to 1079 and encodes 305 amino acids. The transcript is spliced from 2 exons.
AGCCCGCGACCGCCCUCCGGAGCGCACGUACGUCGCAAUCGGCGCACAACCGUGGCAGGUGUCGGUGCCGUGAUGUGCAAACCGUGAAACAGUUCUCCAUAUGUGCUCGCCUUUAACUUCCUUCCUGCUCGGAUAAUCGGAUUCGAAAUUGGAAUUUCACUAUGGGUGAAUCGCUGUUAAAAGAGGAUCCCCUCUCCAGGAUCCAAAGAGAGAUCAUAGAAGUGACAGAGAGAGAACGAGAGUUCAAAGAGGGUCAUUUUAGAAUAAACCGUCUUAUGUCGGAGUCUACCAUCGACGUCAACAAACAGAACGGUCACGUCAACGGAGACGAUGACCACAAGCCGCAGAAAACCCUCAACAGGGCGGUGUCCACGUCGCACCUCAUGGGGCCCGUGACGCCCUCGCCGCCGCCGGCCGCCUCCGUCCUCAACACCAACGGCUACACGCGCCGCUUCACGCCGCAGACGGGGACCAAGGGAAUCAUGCAACGGUUCAUUGCGAACAAAGGCAAACUACCCGCCACCUCUCCUGUCGGCGGCCCAGUACCCAUGGCCUCGUCCCCGGUCGUGCCUCUAGCCCCGCCUCUGACGUUCCCGACCUCGCCCGUCAUCGCCCCGGCCGUCGUCAGUCCCGCCGUGAUCACCCGCACGCCGGAAGGCAAACCUGUCCGAAAGGGUUACGUGCCCGUUGAGGAAAAAAUACAAAAGGAACUCAGAGACAUGAAAGACAGAGAGCAUGAACUGAAACGCAUGAGAAAGAAACAAAAGCCGUUCGACAUCGAGUUGAGCGACAAUGAAACCAGCUCCGAGUCCGAGGAUGAGGAAAUUCCGCUGCCUGGAAAACUGAAGGCGACCAAAUCUAUCGGAGAAUUAUACGAGGCCCUGAAUGACGAGCUCCGGUCGCCGUCGCCGCGGAACAGCUCGGGCCACGAGUCCAUCGGCAGCCUGAAGCCGGCCAAGUCGCUGGCGGAGCUGUGCGAGCUCAGCCCCGGCCAGGAGUUCCUCGCGCCCAGCUCCACGCGGCUCAUCGCGCAGUGGGAGUCCAUCAUACAACAGAAACAGGAAGCCGGCGCCGCUUAAAUUGUAACAGUUUGAGAAGACGUGAUGGUUCAAUAUGUGUGGGCGUGUAACGCCAAAAAACUCAGUACGUGUAACGUCGCGUGAUCGAUUGUAGCGGGGUUUAAUGUGUGUCAGCGGAUUCGGAUAUGUUACGCGAGAACUCGAUACCUGUGGCCGGCGGACUGAGACGCGUCGCGGGGCGCUCGCGUCUCGCGACGUUUUACUUUCGAAGAAAACAUGAGUGGCACCUAUCCACAUGAAAGUGUAUCAUUUCGGUAUUUCAAGUGCCCGAUCAAGUUAAGUUCGGCCGAUCGAUUUCUUUCGCCGAUCGAUUGUGGGGCAAUUAAUUUUCUCCAGAUUGCGAACAAUGCAAAUGAUGGUUAUCCGUAACAGCAAUUAUCUCGUGCAUGCGCGCCGUUGGAAAGCGGCCGAUACU